GGGAGGCGGAGGGCGGGUUUCCUAGGCAACCGCAGCGAGGUAGUGUGUACACACCAGGCCCCAUGGUAGAGAGGGUGUCGUGCCUGCUGCUGCAAGACAGGGAUUAAGAAGUGGGAGUGGACUCUGUUCUGUCUCGGAUUGCCCCGGAAUCCAUCCUCUCUCUGGGAUAAGAUAUAUUAUUUUAACCUUUAUUUUUAAUGGAAGAUGAUUGAAUGUGAAAACCUAAACCAAGAAGACAUAAUUAAAGAACUGUGUUUAUGCAAUGGUUUAUCUUAUGAGAUGAUUGGACAAGAAGGAUCAGAUACUUCAAAACUGGAAAUGUUUUUCUCAGGGUAUCCUUGUAUAGUCGGAUUAUCAUUAUUUCCUAAUUUAACAAGUCUCACAAUUGUUGCUCAAGAUAUAAAAGAAAUUUCAGGACUAGAAACUUGUUUACGGCUUAAAGAACUUUGGAUUGCCGAAUGCUACAUAGAGAAAAUUGAAGGUAUUCAAGAAUGUAGAAAUUUAGAAAAACUGUACUUAUAUUUUAAUAAAAUUUCUAAAAUAGAAAAUUUAGAGAAAUUAUCCAGAUUGGAGGUUCUUUGGCUGAACCACAAUGCAAUUAAAAAUAUUGAGGGCUUGCGAACUUUGAAGAAUUUAAGUGAUCUCAACCUUGCUGGAAAUCUAAUAAGCAGCAUUGGUCGAUGUCUUGAUCCCAAUGAACAACUAGAAAGAUUAAACCUUUCUGGUAACCAAAUAUGUUCUUUCAAGGACCUCACUAACUUAACCAGGCUGUGUCGCUUAAAGGAUUUAUGUCUCAAUGAUCCUCAGUAUAAAACCAAUCCAGUUUGUCUGCUGUGUAAUUAUUCCACACAUGUGUUAUAUCAUUUGCCUUGCCUUCAAAGACUUGACACGUUUGAUGUGUCAGCAAAGCAAAUCAAGGAACUGGCAGAUACCACAGCAAUGAAAAAAAUAAUGUAUUACAAUAUGCGUAUAAAAACUGUUCAGAGGCAUCUUAAUGAAGACCUUGAAAAACUGAAUGAUCGAAAAUGUAAAUUACAGAAGUUGCCAGAAGAACGAAUAAAAUUAUUCAGCUUUUUGAAAAAAAAUUUGGAACGGGAACUGACUGAACUCAGAGGAUCUGGCAAAGGGCACAAUGAUAGAUCCAGUAACAAUAAAGUAACUGAGCUUGAAAAAUCAAAGAACUGUGAAACUGUCACAGAAGAACCAAGUCUUCAACAGAAGAUAGUGACCAAACUAAAUGCCUUGAAUGAAAGGGUAACAUUCUGGAACAAAAAACUAGAUGAAAUUGAAGGAAUUUAUCGUAUUGAAGUCAAACAAAAGAAGAAAAGUCAUACUUUAUUAAUCCCAUUUUUGUUAAUUGAGUUGGAGACUGUGGGAAACAUCCACUUUGAAGAAGGCACUCGAUCUGAUGACUGGUUUAAUUCCUGCUAUGAAUUAAUUCUAUCACGUUUUUGUACAUGGGACUUCAGAACAUAUGGUAUUACAGGAGUGAAAGUAAAACGUGUCAUCAAGGUUAACAACCGUAUUCUGAGACUAAAAUUUGAAGAGAAAUUCCAAAAGUUUUUGGACAAUGAAGAUAUGCAUGAUUCAGAGAGCUGUCGACAGAUGCUGGAAUGCCUUUUUUAUGUUUUUGAUCCUGAAGUUACAGUGAAGAAAAAGCAUCUGCUACACAUACUUGAAAAAGGAUUCAAAGACAGUGAAACGAGCAAGCUGCCUCUCAGAAAAGAAGCUGUUAUUCUUGCUAACAGCCUAAGUAUAUGUGAGUGUCCCAGAAUUGAAUUUCUACAGCAAAAGUACAAGGAUGAGAAGAAAAACUCUCUUGAGCAUGAGCUCUUCAGACAUGGCAUCCUCCUGAUUACAAAGGUUUUCCUUGGCCAGAGUGUUCAGGCUCGUGAUCAGGACUCCAUCAGUCAAGCCAACUACCCAAUGAUUAAUUCAGUGUUCAUUCCUCAAAAAUAUUUACUAAAUUCUAUCAUGGGACAAAGAAACUGUGAUUGCAGCAUUCGGCAGUACAAGUGGUUUGUCUUUGAUCAUGACCUUGUUUUGCCUGAAUACGUCGUAGAAUUUGAGUAUAUUACAGUGGUCAAGGCUCACUCUUUAUUUUCUGCAUUCAACAAUGUUAUCCUAGAAGAAAGCAAAAAAAAUUCAGAAGGAUCAGUAUUGUCCCAGGAUUUGAAAUUUGAUGAUGAAGUUAUAAAAAUGGAUCCCAGGAUCAAGCCCAGACCAAAACUUAUUAGCUUGGAUGAUAAAACAAUACUUUCCCUUGCCAACACUAGCAUUUACAGUCAUAUUGUGAGUCUGAAUCUACAUGGAAACAGCUUGAGUAAAUUGAGAGAUCUCUCCAAGUUAACAGGACUUCGAAAACUUAAUAUCAGCUUUAAUGAAUUUACUUGUUUAGAUGAUGUAUACCACCUGUAUAACCUUGAAUAUUUGGAUGCAAGCCAUAACCAUGUGAUAACUCUUGAGGGAUUUAGAGGUCUGAUGAAACUUAAGCACUUAGACUUGAGCUGGAAUCAACUGAAAAAAUCUGGCGAUGAAAUAAAUAUGUUAUGCAAACACACCACAAGCCUUCUCACUCUUGAUAUUCGACAAAAUCCAUGGCAAAAGCCAGCUACAUUAAGGCUGAGUGUUAUUGGCAGAUUAAAGACUCUUACUCAGUUAGAUGGAGUCCUUAUUUCUGAAGAAGAAGCAAGAGCAGCUAUGAAAUUUAUUUCUGGGACAAAGAUUACUCAGUUAUCUCUCUUACGGCAUUCUAGUACUAAAGAGGAGAGAUCACGGAUUCUUAGUAUAUGGCCUUCUGCCAAAAUUCUGACACAGACUUCAAAGUUAGGACCACAUUCACAUCUGAGUGGAAACUGGUACUUGAAGAUAACUGCCUUAAAUUUAGAUGGGCAACAUCUUUUUGAAAUCACAAAUUUAGAAAAAUUGGAAAAUUUGAAGUGGGCAUCAUUCAGCAACAAUAAUCUCACUAAAAUGGAAGGCUUGGAAUCUUGUGUUAACUUGGAAGAGCUCACAUUAGAUGGAAACUGCAUCUCAAAGAUAGAAGGCAUUUCCAAGCUAACUAAAUUAACCCACCUCAGCAUAAAUAAUAAUCUCCUCACUGGUUUGGAAAAGCAUACUUUUGAUAACAUGCUUCAUCUUCAUUCCCUUUCUCUUGAGAACAACAGAAUCACUUCAUUGAGUGGUUUACAAAAAGCUUUUACACUAAUUGAAUUAUACAUAGGCAAUAACUAUAUUGCUCUCAAUCAGGAGAUCUACAAUUUAAAGGGUUUAUGCAACCUGGUCAUUCUAGAUAUGUAUGGAAACAUUAUUGUAUGGAAUCAAGAAAACUACCGGUUGUUUGUAAUAUUUCAUCUUCCAGAACUGAAAGCUCUGGAUGGAAUCUCAAUUGAACCACCAGAGACUGAGUGUGCAAAAGAUUUGUUUGGUGGCAGACUUACUUCUGACAUGAUUGGUGAACGACACGGACAUUCAAACUUCACCCAAAUGCAAGAACUAAAUUGGACUUCAUCAUCCAUCAGAACUGUGGAUUUGAUUCCAGUUGACCAGUUUAGAAAUGUGUGUAAUGUGAAUCUACAGAACAAUAAUCUUACCUCAUUCAGUGGAUUAAUCUAUCUGCCUAAUUUGAAGGUCUUAUGCCUCAACUAUAAUCAUAUUGAAUCAAUCAUGCCCCGACUAAAGCCUCAGGCUCACUUGACCAAUAGACAACUACUCUACCAGAAAGUGCCUUCAAGUGGCUAUGGGCAGCAAGGAACUUCAAAAAUAAACAGAGAUACAAUGAGCAGUGAAAAUUUGCCUCCAAUAAUGCACAGUUUAGAAGUUCUUCAUUUGGGCUACAAUGGAAUUUGUAAUCUGAUUCAGCUACAACUUAACAGACUAAGAAAUUUAAAAUUCCUCUUUCUUCAGGGGAAUGAAAUCAGUCAAGUUGAAGGGCUUGACAACUUAGAAGUCCUUCAGGAAUUGGUAGUGGACCAUAACCGCAUCAGAACCUUUAAUGAUAGUGCCUUUGCCAAACCAAGUUCUCUGUUGGCACUUCACCUAGAGGAAAACAGACUACGAGAGCUGAGCAAAUUACAACCUUUGGUAAAACUAGAGAAACUCUUCCUAGGAUACAAUAAAAUCCAGGAUAUGGCAGAACUGGAAAAACUUGAUGGUAUCUCUUCCCUCAGAGAGCUUACAGUUUAUGGCAAUCCAAUUUGUAGAAAAAUGCUACAUCGCCACGUGCUUAUAUUUCGACUGCCUAACUUACAGAUGUUAGAUGGAAUCCCUGUGAAUUCAGAUGACAGGGCAAAAGCUGAAUUUCACUUCUCUGAACCACAAGCAAAGAAAAAUUCGUUUAUUCCUGUUACCAACUCUCCUGUGGAUGGUGGAUCAUUUGGCCAAGUGAAAGCUCCUCCCAUAAAGAUAACAAAUGUAAUUCUGCCUGGUGGAUUUAGCCAUUACUUGGGAUCUGACUUCACUUUAACUCCUGAAAUUGAAGACAAAAAAGACAAGAAUGUAGGGAUUCUAACAAGUAAUCCUCGGAGCAUCCAUGCAGAAAUAGCUUUUCGGCAACUCAGAGGGAUAAAUCUCUCUCCAUCUCUUUUGUCACAUCAGAAAAUGGCAUCUCCAAGUGCACAAAUAUACCAGAGCAACCAAGAUGAGGGAAGAAUUCCUGGCAGACACUUUCCAAGAUCAAAUCGAAUGUAACUGCCUAAAGAGAAAUGAAUAUAUACCAAGAAACCUAUUUCUGUUUAGUAGUUGUGCAAAAACUAGCAGACAG
Balaenoptera acutorostrata (minke whale) is the source of this 4762-nucleotide messenger RNA. RefSeq names its product leucine rich repeat containing 9 (gene LRRC9). The transcript is spliced from 33 exons. The coding region runs from base 205 to 4689 and encodes 1494 amino acids. Gene Ontology annotation, molecular function: protein binding. The record is from RefSeq and is a predicted model, not a curated record. NCBI's taxonomy places the organism in Eukaryota, Metazoa, Chordata, Mammalia, Artiodactyla, Balaenopteridae.